Molecule: messenger RNA, 3774 nt
Organism: Chaetura pelagica (chimney swift)
Lineage: Eukaryota; Metazoa; Chordata; Aves; Apodiformes; Apodidae
Gene: POGZ
Product: pogo transposable element with ZNF domain
Exons: 18
Coding region: 1-3774 (1257 amino acids)
Biological process (GO): regulation of DNA-templated transcription
Molecular function (GO): DNA-binding transcription factor activity, RNA polymerase II-specific; RNA polymerase II cis-regulatory region sequence-specific DNA binding
Source: RefSeq, a predicted model, not a curated record
AUGGCGGACACAGACCUGUUCAUGGAAUGUGAGGAGGAGGAGCUGGAGCCAUGGCAGAAGAUCAGUGAUGUGAUUGAAGAUUCUGUUGUUGAGGAUUAUAAUUCGGUUGAUAAGACUGCCACUGCUGGCAACCCCCUGGUGCAGCAGAGUGGGCAGCCACUCAUCCUCACCCAGAACCCAACCUCAGGGCUGGGCACCAUGGUGACCCAGCCCGUGCUACGACCUGUCCAGAUCAUGCAGAAUGCCAACCACGUCACCAGCUCCCCCGUGACCAGCCAGCCCAUCUUCAUCACCACCCAGGGGUUUCCCGUGAGGAACGUGCGGCCUGUGCAGAACACGAUGAACCAAGUUGGGAUUGUUCUGAACGUGCAGCAGGGUCAGACAGUCAGACCCAUCACCCUCGUCCCAGCCCCAGGGACCCAGUUUGUGAAGCCAACCGUUGGCGUCCCCCAGGUGUUCUCCCAAGUGGCCCAGGUGAGACCAGGUACCACCAUGCCGGUCCGUCCCACCACCAACACUUUCACCACGGUCAUUCCGGCCACGCUCACCAUCAGGAGCACGGUACCACAGUCCCAAGCACAACAGCAAAGUAAGUCCACUCCCAGCACCUCCACAACUCCUACUGCAACGCAGCCAACACCACUGGGACAGUUAACUGUGCAGCAGCCAGGGCAGUCCAGUCCAGCCACUAACCCCAAAUUAGUGAGCAUCGCCAGCUUUGUGACCGUCAAGAGACCCGGCGUGACGGGCGAGAACAGCAACGAGGUGGCCAAGCUGGUGAACACCCUGAGCACCGUCCCCUCGCUGGGGCAGAGCCCUGGCCCCCUGGUGGUGUCCAACAGCAGCCCUGUCCACGGCUCCCAGAGGUCCAGCGUCUCGGAGUCAUCCUCAUCCUCUUCCUCCCUGAAAGUCAGCUCAUCCCCAGUCCCCACCUUUGAUCUGCAAGACGGGGGUCGCAAGGUCUGCCCAAGAUGUGAUGCUCAGUUUCGAGUCACUGAAGCUUUAAGAGGACACAUGUGUUACUGCUGCCCUGAAAUGGUUGAAUUCCUCAAGAAGAGAAAAUCUCUAGAGCCUGAACCAAAUACUCAAUCUGCAAAGCCUCCAUCUCCAGAAAAAACUACAGCUGUGGCUUCACCACCCUCCUCUACUCCCAUCCCUGCGCUGUCCCCACCUGCUAAAGCUCCAGAGCCAAGUGAAAACGUAGUUGACUCAUCCCAAAGUAAGCUCAUAAUGUUAGUAGAUGAUUUCUACUAUGGCAGAGAUGGUGGCAAAGUGAGCCAGCUGCUGAACUUCCCCAAGGUUCCAACCUCCUUCAGGUGUCCACACUGCAGCAAGAGGCUAAAGAACAACAUACGGUUCAUGAAUCACAUGAAGCACCACGUUGAGCUGGACCAGCAGAACGGGGAGGUGGAUGUCCACACCAUCUGCCAGCACUGCUACCGACAGUUCUCCACCCCCUUCCAGCUGCAGUGUCACCUGGAGAAUGUCCACAGCCCCUACGAGUCUACCACCAAGUGCAAGAUCUGUGAGUGGGCGUUUGAGAGUGAGCCCAUGUUCCUGCAGCACAUGAAGGACACGCACAAGCCUGGGGAGAUGCCCUAUGUUUGCCAGGUCUGCCAGUACCGCUCGUCCCUGUACUCGGAGGUGGACACUCACUUCCGCAUGAUCCACGAGGACACGCGUCACCUGCUCUGUCCCUACUGCCUCAAGGUCUUCAAGAAUGGCAACGCCUUCCAGCAGCACUUCAUGAGGCACCAGAAGAAGAGUGUUUAUCAUUGCAACAAGUGCAGGCUCCAGUUCCUGUUUGCCAAGGACAAAAUUGAGCACAAGCUGCAGCACCACAAAACUUUCCGGAAGCCCAAACAAUUAGAAGGAUUGAAACCUGGAACCAAGGUUACAAUCAGGGCAUCCAGAGGACAGCCACGGACAGUGCCCCUCUCCUCCAAUGACAUGUCCCAGGGCUCUGGACAGGACAACCCCCUGUCAUCUGCCACCGACCCCCAGCCCAUCUUCCUGUACCCGCCGGUCCAGAGGAGCGUCCAGAAGAGAUCGGUCAAGAAAAUGAGUGUCCUGGGCAGGCAGACAUGCCUGGAGUGCAGCUUCGAGAUCCCCGACUUCCCCAACCACUUCCCCACCUACGUGCACUGUUCCCUGUGUCGUUACAGCACCUGCUGCUCCAGAGCUUAUGCCAACCACAUGAUCAACAACCACGUUCCUCGGAAGAGUCCAAAAUACUUGGCUUUGUUUAAGAACUACACUGCCUGUGGUGUCAAGCUGUGCUGUUCCUCCUGUCUCUUCAUAACGUCUGAGGGUGAUGCCAUGGCCAAACAUCUGGUCUUCAAUCCCUCACACGAGUUCAGUAACGUUAUUGGCCGAGGCCCUACUUGGAUAUCCCACACCAGGCACAUUCAACCCCAGGACAAGAGCAUGAAGGAUCCCUGCCCGACCUCCUCCCCAACUAAAGCUGCUACUGUGAAAACGAGGCCUGUGCCCCCCGGGCAGGAGGACCUGGAGCCCGAGCAGGCGCCGGCGGCCCCGCCGUGCCAGGAGGGGGAGGAGGAGGAGGGGGGGGAUUGCCUGUCGGGGGGGAAGUCCCGGGGCCGGGAGGCCGAGGAGAAGCUGGCGGAGUGGGUGCUGACACAGCGGGAGCAGCAGCUGCCCGUCAACGAGGAGACGCUGUUCCAAAAGGCCACCAAGAUCGGGCGGUCGCUGGAGGGCGGGUUCAAGAUCUCGUACGAGUGGGCGGUGAGGUUCAUGCUGCGGCACCACCUCAGCACCCACACGCGCCGGGCCGUGGCUCAUCCCCUCCCCAAGGACGUGGAGGACAACGCCAGCUGCUUCAUCGAGUUCGUGCAGCGGCAGAUCCACACCCAGGACCUGCCCCUCUCCAUGAUCGCAGCCAUCGACGAGAUCUCCCUCUUCCUGGACGUGGAGGUGCUGGGCAGCGACGACCGGAAGGAGAACGCUCUGCAGACGGUGGGGAACGGGGAGCCGUGGUGCGACGUGGUCCUCACCAUCCUGGCCGACGGGAGCGUCCUCCCCACCCUGGUCUUCUACAGGGGCCACGUCCAGCAACCCGCCAACGUGCCCGAGUCCAUCAUGUUGGAAGCCAAGGAGAACGGGUACAGCGACGACGAGGUGAUGGAGCUGUGGGCAUCCCGGGUGUGGCAGAAGCACACGGAGUGCCAGAACAGCAAGGGGAUGCUGGUGCUGGACUGCCACCGCACGCACCUCUCGGAGGAAGUACUGUCCCUGCUGAGCACCUCCAGCACCCUGCCCGCCGUCGUCCCCGCGGGCUGCAGCUCCAAAAUCCAACCCCUCGAUGUUUGCAUCAAAAGGACUGUGAAAAAUUUCUUGCAUAAAAAGUGGAAAGAGCAAGCCAAGGAGAUGGCGGACUCGACGUGCGACUCGGACAUCCUCCUGCAGCUGGUGCUGUGCUGGCUGGCAGAGGUGCUGGAGGUGAUCAGUGACUCCCCCGAGCUGGUGCAGCAGUCCUUCCUGGUGGCCAGCGUGCUGCCCGGCCCGGACGGCACCGCCAACUCCCCCACCCGCAACGCUGACAUGCAGGAGGAGCUGAUCACCUCGCUGGAGGAGCAGCUGAAGCUGAGUGAGGAGCAGCAGCAGCAGCAGGAGGAGGUGGCCGAGGUCCAGGACCCGACCCAGGCCGAGGAAUCGGCCGAGGCCGAGAUCCUGCAGCAGCUCUUCGAGGGGGAAAGUGAGACUGAGUCCUUCUAUGGCUUUGAAGAGGCUGAUUUGGAGCUGAUGGAAAUCUGA